This is a messenger RNA of Anolis carolinensis (green anole), 2652 nucleotides long. RefSeq names its product Ras related GTP binding C (gene rragc). The transcript is spliced from 7 exons. Gene Ontology annotation, biological process: negative regulation of autophagy; cellular response to starvation. The coding region runs from base 16 to 1488 and encodes 490 amino acids. Gene Ontology annotation, cellular component: lysosome; nucleus; Gtr1-Gtr2 GTPase complex. The record is from RefSeq and is a predicted model, not a curated record. NCBI's taxonomy places the organism in Eukaryota, Metazoa, Chordata, Lepidosauria, Squamata, Anolidae. Gene Ontology annotation, molecular function: GTPase activity; GTP binding.
UGUUGCACGGCUCCCAUGGGGCGCAUGCGCAGAAAGGACGCGGGACAGACUUCCGGUCCGACGCCGCCUGGGUUCCCGGGAGAAGAAGGAGGCGUCGAUCCGGAAGUGCUGGGAGGCCCUUCGAAGGCCCGCCUCUGUCGCUGCUCCCGGGCGAUGUCGGCGCUGCAGUUCGGCCCGGGCGGGCCCUCGUUGACCUCCAGUUCUGCCGAGGAAACCGGAGCGGCGGCGUUGGCGGGGGAGGCCUUCCCGAAGGACUUCGGAUACGGCGCCGACGAGGAGGAGGAAGAGGAGGACGAUGACCGGGAAGCGGCGGGAGGAGGAGGAGGAGGAAGCGGGGCGGCAGGCGGCGGGGCCCCGGAUGAGGAGGACGGCGAGGAAGAAGAGGAGGAUGGCAGCGUCGGGGGCGGGGCCGGGAUCGAGCUGGGCCUGGGCUCCGGAGGAGGAAGCGGCGCCGGGGACGCCUCGAAGCAGCCGCGGAUCCUGCUGAUGGGCCUCAGGAGGAGUGGGAAGUCCUCCAUCCAAAAGGUGGUCUUCCACAAGAUGUCACCCAACGAGACGCUCUUCCUGGAGAGCACCAACAAGAUCUACAAGGACGACGUCUCCAGCAGCUCCUUCGUCAACUUCCAGAUCUGGGACUUCCCGGGCCAGAUGGACUUCUUCGACCCGGCCUUUGACUACGAGAUGAUCUUCCGGGGCACCGGGGCCCUCAUCUACGUCAUCGACGCCCAGGACGACUACAUGGAGGCCCUGACCCGGCUCCACAUCACCGUCUCCAAGGCCUACAAGAUCAACCCUGACAUGAACUUCGAGGUCUUCAUCCACAAAGUGGACGGCCUCUCUGAUGACCACAAGAUUGAGACACAGAGGGACAUCCACCAGCGGGCCAACGACGACUUGGGAGACGCCGGGCUGGAGAAGCUGCAUCUUAGCUUUUACCUGACCAGCAUCUACGAUCAUUCAAUAUUUGAAGCCUUCAGUAAAGUGGUACAGAAGCUCAUUCCGCAGUUGCCAACGUUAGAAAACCUGCUGAAUAUCUUCAUAUCAAAUUCAGGGAUUGAAAAGGCUUUCCUCUUUGACGUUGUGAGCAAGAUCUACAUUGCCACGGACAGCUCCCCGGUUGACAUGCAGUCCUACGAACUCUGCUGCGACAUGAUCGACGUGGUCAUCGAUGUCUCCUGCAUCUAUGGGUUGAAGGAGGAUGGCAGCGGAAGCGCUUACGACAAGGAAUCCAUGGCCAUCAUCCGGCUCAACAAUACGACCGUCCUGUACCUCAAAGAGGUGACCAAGUUCCUGGCUUUAGUCUGCAUCCUGAGAGAAGAGAGCUUUGAGCGCAAAGGCUUGAUAGACUACAACUUCCACUGCUUCCGGAAGGCCAUCCACGAGGUCUUUGAGGUGGGCCUCUCCUCCCACCGGGCCUGCAGCCACCAGGCCAAUAUCCCUGGCCUGAAGGCAGUGACUCACAAUGGUACCCCCAGGAGCGCCGUCUGAGGCGGGGGCGGCAGGCAAGAUGGUGGCCACCCAGAAAUUGCAGGCAGGUGCGGCCUGCCCUCCACGGCCCGCAGACGGAGGCCUUGCCCUGGGCGGCUGGUGGAGCGAGGUGGCCGCUUCUGCUUUGCGGAUAGCCUCGGCCCUGGCCCAGCCUCCUCCUCCUUCGGUGGCUGCUUGGACUUCCCCCUCAGAGAACACCGGGCCCGGAUCGCUGCGGCUGAACUGGAACUGGCUCAGUGUUCCGCUGCUCGACCGAUUCGGUUCUCGGUGGCCAGGAAGUUGCCGAAACUCAGAGCGUUGCGUCUCGUGGCUUCGUUGAGCACAAUGGCAAGCAUUCCGUGUAGUCCUUGGUUCCGUGGUAACAAUACCUGAAAAAUAAUUCCAAUUUUGGUGCCUCGGUGAAGAAGGAGCUGAUUUCCGUUUCCGGAUAUUCUAAAAGAAGAAUUGGUAACCUAACUUGGUUGCUCGGAACUGGUUUGGAGGCUCAGGCCUGUUGAUGACCUGGUUAAUGAGCUUCUGUUGGUGGUUCCUGUCCUUGGUUUUGAGCAGGUAUUGGCAAACUUGGGCCCUCCAGGUGUUUUGGACUUCAACUCCCACCAUUCCUAACAGCCUCAGGCCCCUUCCUUUUCCCCCUCCGCCGCUUAAGCGGCGGAGGGGGAAAAGGAAGGGGCCUGAGGCUGUUAGGAAUGGUGGGAGUUGAAGUCCAAAACUCCUGCAGGCCUCAAGUUGUUCCAUGCCUGGUUUAAGGCUGCUUUUUGUAGUAAACAACUCCAGCUUUGCUGAUGUCUCUGUGGGCUUGGUGCGCAUUGGAUCCUUGGGCACCUUCUUGCGGAAAGGUCUCGCUUCUGUGCAGCAAUGUGACGUCUGAUGGACAGCCCUGGGCUCCAUUCAGGAAGCGCCCUGUAUUUGUCGUUGCCGGGAGGGCAAGUGCCUGCCGCCCUCCUACCAUCUGCAGCCUCCGCUCACCUCCAGCAUGCGCCUGCGUCCAGAAGACCCUUCUGACCAGAGCUGACCCCUGGCCCCAAAGCCUCCAGUUGCAUUUCUUGCCCAAAGGUCAGCGCAAACAUAUGCUCUGACGGACCCAGCUCUCCUUGCUUCCUUGUUGUCUUCUUCGGAGGGGACCUCUCACUCUGCUCCAUUAAUAAAAUGCCUUUAUCUCCGUAA